Molecule: messenger RNA, 1188 nt
Organism: Daldinia vernicosa
Lineage: Eukaryota; Fungi; Ascomycota; Sordariomycetes; Xylariales; Hypoxylaceae
Product: eukaryotic cytochrome b561-domain-containing protein
Exons: 2
Coding region: 82-822 (246 amino acids)
Molecular function (GO): transmembrane monodehydroascorbate reductase activity
Source: RefSeq, a predicted model, not a curated record
CUACACUACACUACACUACACUACACUACAUACGCACGCAAAAUACCCCGGUAGGCUACCACUUAUUUAAAAAUAGCCAGAAUGGCCUCGGCGACGGGAAUACCCCAACAUCCCCCGGUGGAUUCGGACAACGGACAACAAGACGAUCAAGAGCCUCUGCUAGGCCACCCGGGGGAUGUUUCUCAAAGAGACAACGCUCCCGUAGUCAAAAACCUCGUCAUUGGCACCGGCGUAAUCGCCGAGGCUGGCGGCAUCCUCCUCGUAGCCUCCGUCUGGGCCGCCGUCUUCCUCAACGGGCCGCUGAUCCUAUUCUCGGUGCACCCUCUCGCGCAAUCGGUCGGCCUGCUCGUGCUCAUCCAGUCGAUCCUCGUCCUGCAGCCCACGCACACCGGCGCCCAGAAGCAAGUCGGCCAGAAGAUCCACGCCGGGCUAAACUUCCUAGGCAUCGUCACCUUCGCCGUCGGCGUCAUCAGCAUCGAAGUCAACAAGUUCAUAAACAAUGGCCCGCACUUCCACUCCGUCCACGCGUACCUGGGCGUCAUCGCCUCGUUCUGGCUGCUGGCCCAGUAUCUAGUUGGGUUCACGAUGUUCGCUGUCCCGAAGCUGUACGGCGGCGAGGCGCAAGCCAAAAGCAUCUGGAAGUACCAUCGCUCGAGCGGCUACGUCCUGCUCUUGUUCCUUGCGGCUACUGUGAUCAGCGCGACGCGGACUGACUACAACCUGGACGUCCUAGGGCUGAGGCUGUGGGCCACGAUCGUCAUCGCGCUGUUGAUAGUUAUUGGCGUCUUCCCGCGGAUUAAGAAGCAGAAGCUGGGCUUUUAAAGCAAUGCUACCUCUUAGAAGAUACGAUGAGAAGACGCAAUUGUCCAAACAGCAUGUAGCGCAUUGCAAAAUGAUGAUAUUUUACAGUGUACACCUUGGCAGUUCGUGCCAGGCAUGUUAGGUAGUUUUAUAGGGUUUUAUAUCCCUUUUCUAUACUUUCUCUCCGGUGUUUGGCUAUGGCGUCAAAUCAUCGAUUCGGUUGGUUCGGUACUGGAGUGUUCAUCCUAAUGGAGUUCUACGCAAUUUUUGGUAUACGGUUAUAUUCAUGGUGGAUGUGUAAAAGUGCCGCUUAGCAUGGCAGGAUGCCUCGUGUUGGAGUCAGGAAGGCUAGGGUAGUAAUAAUAAAAGAUGCAGCAUCCUAUCGAA